Sitophilus oryzae (rice weevil) is the source of this 2119-nucleotide messenger RNA. Its product is annotated as putative nuclease HARBI1. The record is from RefSeq and is a predicted model, not a curated record. Lineage: Eukaryota; Metazoa; Arthropoda; Insecta; Coleoptera; Curculionidae. The transcript has 2 exons. Bases 1010 to 2104 code for a protein of 364 amino acids.
CAAAUAGAUUAUAUUAAAGGCUAAUGCAGAAUCUACCGUAGCCUCAGAAUAUGUAGAUUCAGAAAAUAUACUUUUCUUUUUAUGAAAGUUCCAAUACUACUAAAUUAACUUUAAUGGUUUCGGGAUAUUAAAUUGCAUUAAUAUAAUUAAAAAAAAUGUUAGAACAGUUAUAAGGGUAUAAUAAUGGAAACAACACGAAUAUAACUUAUUAAAUCAUUACAAGUUCAUACAGAAUCGUCGGAAUUGAAUAAACGGUUUAUGUGAAUAAAGAGUGUUAAAUCCGGAUAUUCUACCGACUCAAAUUACCACUUGACCUGGGACACACUGUACCUAUACCGCGAUUGUAACACGCGCAAGAAGGGGAACAAUUUAAACUUUACUUGACUACAACGUUGCCAAUUUUGCUCAUUUAUGAUCAGAUUUUAAGCGUCUAUGUUUGAAAUUUAUAUUAGAUAGCACCAACGCAAAAUACAAUAUUUUUAAUGUUUGAAAAUUAUCAAAAUGGGUCCAUUGCCUAAUUAAAAAACCUAAAGAUCUUAACGCUUCAGCUCUCUUAUUCUUAACAUGAGAUGAAUAAUUUAAUUUAUUAUCAUACUCCAGCCUUAAAUCUCUUACCAAAUUAACUUGCCUCAGUGGCUGGUUAUCGAUCAAGUAAUUACAAAUAUUAGCUUUGUUCCAGCAGAGUAACAGAACUGUUAGCACGCGAUGCUCGUGCGCAAUAUAGAAAAUGUGUUCCAGCAACAAAUUUUGCGAACUGGUAGUAACUUGGAACUUCAAACAUUAUGUUCCUGCAAGUGGAAUUUUAAAAUCGGAACGGUUUCAGAACAGUUAUUACAAUUCCAUCAAAAAGGAAGAAUUUAGCAAGUUCUGGGCAUGCGCUUUUGUGUUAUUUAUAAAAGUGGGUUAUGUUUAUUCUUUAUGUAUAUUCGAUAAAACUUUCUGUGUUCUGUGUAUAAAAUGUUGGAAAUUGUCUUGUUAAUUCGUUUAGUGUUUCUGUGAAAAAGUUAAAAUGAUUUCUGAUAUAUCUUCAUCUAGUUCCAGUUUAACUAGUAGUUCUAGUUCUUCUGACGAAGAAAAUCUACCACAACCUCGACCAAAGAAUGAAAAUUAUGUUGAACAGACUGUGCCUCAGUACAAUAAUACAGUUUUUUUGGAACAUUUUCGCGUCUCAAGAAAUGUUUUUCAAGGUAUUGUUGAACGAUUUCGACAAAGUGACCAAUUUAAUAUAGGGCAUAGUGGUGGAUUUGGCAAAUUAGAUGCCGAGUAUCAUAUCUUAGUGUUUCUAUGGUUUGCGGGUCAUCAGACAGCAAGCUUUAGAGAUGUGUCUGAUAGAUUCAAUAUAAGCAUUAGUUCUCUUUUCAGAAUUAUAAAAAGAGUAACUGCUUUUUUGAGUAAUCUAGGAAGAGACUUAAUAACAUGGCCAUCUAAUGAAGAAAAAAAUAUUAUUGAAGGCCAUUUUGAAGCAAGAGGCUUUCCUGGUGUUGUGGGCGUCAUAGAUGGGUCACACAUAAAAAUUGAUAAACCUUCUGAAGAUGCUGAUUCGUACCUCAAUCGGAAACAUUUUUUUUCUAUUCAGAUGCAAGUAGUGUGUGACCACCAAAGGAAAAUUAGGGAUAUUUUCAUUGGUUAUCCUGGAUCAGUUCAUGAUAGCCGUGUGUUUCGCACUUCCCCACUGUCAACUCAACUAGAAGAAAAAUGUGGUAGAAAUAGGUAUAUACUAGGAGAUAGUGGUUACCCUUGCACUCGGUAUUUACUGACUCCCUAUAGAGAUAGAGGUGAACUAACAGCUGUGCAGUCAAAUUAUAACAGAAAAUUGGCCAGUUCACGGUACAUAAUAGAACAUUGUUUUGGUAUACUGAAGCAAAAGUUUCGUCAACUUUACCAUGUUAAAUUCAGAAGUAUCGAGGAUAUCUGUCAUUUUAUUCGGGCAUGUUGUGUUCUGCAUAACUUAGCUCUGAAUGACGAGUUUCCUGUAGAAGAGGGCCCUAAUCUUAAUGAAGGCGGUAAUGAAGAAGUUCUGUUAGAAAUCGAAGGAGAUGGACAUUAUGAUGACAGGAAUGGUCUUGAAAUGAGAAAUUAUGUAUCCAGAAUGUUAAAUUUUUAAAUAUAUAAUUCAAAG